Molecule: messenger RNA, 2821 nt
Organism: Enhydra lutris kenyoni (northern sea otter)
Lineage: Eukaryota; Metazoa; Chordata; Mammalia; Carnivora; Mustelidae
Product: zinc finger protein, FOG family member 1
Exons: 8
Coding region: 43-2766 (907 amino acids)
Biological process (GO): erythrocyte differentiation; negative regulation of transcription by RNA polymerase II; positive regulation of transcription by RNA polymerase II
Cellular component (GO): nucleus
Molecular function (GO): RNA polymerase II-specific DNA-binding transcription factor binding
Source: RefSeq, a predicted model, not a curated record
CCAUCACCACCGCCCCCCACGCCCCCAGGAGGCCCUCAGGAGAUGGAGGGGCAGGAGCCAGACACGAGGCUGGAGGAGGAGUCCGGUGUCUCCUGGGGUGGGCCAGAUGAGCUGGAGCUACUGUGGAAGGACGGGCAGAGCUGCGUGAGGGCUCGGCACAGCCUCGCCGAGGGCCUGUCCUGGGGCCCCUUCCAUGGGAACGUGCACAGCAAGGUCUCGUCGCCCGGGCAGCUGGAGCCGGGCCCUGCCCGGACGCUGCUGCUGGAGGACGAGCACUGCUGGCUGCGGUUGCUGCCUCAGGCCCUGACCGAGGCCGAAGCCAACACGGAGAUCUACAGGAAGGAUGAAGCCCUCUGGUGCAGACUCACCAAGCCGGUGCCCGCUGGCGGACAGCUGAGCGUGCUGCUCAUGGCGGUCGAGCCCGGGGGCCCCCCCAGCCACACUGUGAAGAAGCCAGCAGAGCCCGGGGGCCCCGCCCCCGCCGACAUCCAGCUCCUGCCGCAGCAGGCCGGCAUGGCGUCCAUCCUGGCCACAGCGGUCAUCAACAAAGAUGUCUUCCCCUGCAAAGACUGUGGCAUCUGGUACCGCAGCGAGAGAAACCUGCAAGCCCACCUGCUGUACUACUGUGCCAGCCGCCAGGGCACCGGUGCCGCGACGGCAGCUGCCGACGACAAGCCCAAGGAGACCUACCCCAACGAGCGUGUCUGCCCCUUUCCCCAGUGCCGCAAGAGCUGUCCCAGCGCCAGCUCCCUGGAGAUCCACAUGCGCAGCCACAGCGGAGAACGGCCCUUCAUCUGUCUGAUCUGCCUGUCGGCCUUCACCACCAAGGCCAACUGUGAGAGGCACCUGAAGGUGCACACAGACACGCUGAGCGGUGCCUGCCACAGCUGUGGCUUCAUCUCCACCACAAGGGACAUCCUCUACAGCCACCUGGUGACCAACCACAUGGUCUGCCAGCCGGGCUCCAAGGCUGAGAUCUUCUCACCAGGGGCCGGGCACCCCGCUGCCAAGCUCCCCCCAGACAGUCUGGCCAGCUUCCAGCAGCCCACGGCCCUGCACGGCCCCCUGGCUUCUGCCGACCUCGGUCUGGCGCCCACCCCAUCGCCAGGACUGGACAGGAAGGCGCCGGUGGAGACCACCAAUGGAGAGGCCAGAGCCGCCCCCCAGAACGGGGGCAACAGCGAGCCCCCCGCAGCGCCCCGGGCCAUCAAGACCGAGGCUGCCACCGAAGAGCCCAAGGCGGAGCCAGGGCCCCCGGCCGCAUCGCGGACACCGUCCCCGCCCAGCCCCGCGGCGGCCAGAGUGAAAGCCGAGCUGUCCAGCCCCACGCCGGAUUGCAGCCCUGGCCCGGGCGAGCUGGGGCUGGCGGCCGGCACGCUCUUCCUGCCGCAGUUUGCCGCGGCGCCGCCGGCCUCCGAGAUCCUGGCCAAGAUGUCCGAGCUGGUGCACAGCCGGCUGCAGGCGGGCGCGGGGGCGCAGGCCGGGCUCUUCGCGGGGGCCCCCAAGGGCGCCACGUGCUUCGAGUGCGACAUCACCUUCAACAACGUCAACAACUUCUACGUGCACAAGCGCCUCUACUGCUCCGGCCGCCGCGCGCCCGACGACGCGGCCCCCGCGCGCAGGCCCAAGGCGCCCCCGGCCCCCGCCCGCGCGCCCCCCGGCCCCCCGCCCGCAGACGCCGACGCGGGACGUGCGUCGCCACGCUCCGGGACGCGCGAGGACGAGGCGGGCGGCGCGCCCACCCCCGAGGCCGAGCCCGAGGCGGAGGGGGGCAGCCGGGGCAGCCCGAGCCCGGGCAGCGGGGCGGACGAGGACGACGACCCCCGCCGGACGCUGUGCGAGGCCUGCAACAUCCACUUUAGCCGGCACGAGACCUACACGGUGCACAAGCGCUACUACUGUGCCUCGCGCCACGACCCGCCGCCGCGCCGGCCCGCGCCCGCCGGGACGCCCGGGACCCCCGCGCCCGCCGCGCCCGCCGCGCCUCCCGUGCGCACGCGCAGGCGCCGCAAGCUGUACGAGCUACACGCGGCCGGCGCGGCCCCGCCCCCCGCCGCCGGCCCCGCCCCCGAGCCGCCCGCGUCGUCGUCGUCGUCGUCGUCGUCGUCGCAGUCACAGUCGCCCCGGCCCGGAAGCGGUGGGCUCGACCCCGCCGACGGCCCCAUCGACCUGAGCAAGAAGCCGCGGCGGCAGGCGGCCCUGCCCGCGGCCCUGCCCGCGCUGGCCGACUACCACGAGUGCACGGCCUGCCGCGUGAGCUUCCACAGCCUCGAGGCCUACCUGGCGCACAAGAAGUUCUCGUGCCCCGCGGCCCCGCGCCGCCUGCGCGCCGCCCCCGAGGACGUGGCCGUCGUGUGCCCCUACUGCCCGCCCGACGGGCCGGUGCGCGGCGACCUCGUGGAGCACCUCCGCCUGGCGCACGGCCUGCUGCUGGCCCAGCCCCCCGCCAGCGCCCGGACGCCCUCGCCCGCCGCCCCCCGCGACGGUCUCAACGGCCGGGAGCCCCGGGAGCCGGGCCCCGGCGCGCCCGACGGCAGCCCCCGGCCCGGCCCGCCGCCGCCCUCCCCGGGCCCCGACGCGGGGCCGCCGCGCCCGCCGACGCCGCCGCCGCUCCGCGCGGACAAGGGCGUGCAGACCCCGGGCAAGGCGGCGCCGGGCGGCCAGCGGUACUGCCGCCUGUGCAACAUCCGCUUCAGCAGCCUGUCCACCUUCAUCGCGCACAAGAAGUACUACUGCGCCUCGCACGCGGCGGAGCACGGGCCCUGAGCCGCCGCCACACUACAGCCGGCACCGCGGCGCCUAAUAAAGAGGUUCAGCCUGA